This is a messenger RNA of Phytophthora sojae, 3396 nucleotides long. RefSeq lists its product as hypothetical. The transcript has 2 exons. Gene Ontology annotation, molecular function: protein binding. The coding region runs from base 1 to 3396 and encodes 1131 amino acids. The record is from RefSeq and is a predicted model, not a curated record. NCBI's taxonomy places the organism in Eukaryota, Oomycota, Peronosporomycetes, Peronosporales, Peronosporaceae.
AUGCAGGACUACCUCAUCAACUGGAACGCCGGCCCGCUAGGCGUCGUACUGCGGCCCGACCUGGGCGCCGACAUGCCGCCGGUCGUGGCGCAGCUGCUGCCGCAGCCGUCGGUGCUCAAGCUCGCGGGCGUGCGCGAGGGCGACCUGCUCAUCAGCGUCAACGGCAAGAAGACGACGCGCCUCGGCUACGAGAAGGUCGUGCGCCUGCUCUUCAAGGAGCGCCUCCCCAUGGUGCUGCACUUCCGCUCGCCGCUGCAGGUGCCCGAGAUGCAGCGCGGCGUUUCGCAGGCCAUCGCUGAGGAGCCCUCGACGGGGCGCGGCCGCGCGCGCUCGCGCACCAGCAGCUCCCAGCAGCAGCCUCAGAGCCGCGCGCGCGGCCGCUCCGAGGCCGACAGCGCGCACGCGCUCAUCGAGCAGAAGCGCAACCCGAGCGCGCAGAACUUCAGCGUCGAGAGCGACGUGUCGGACAAGGAGACGAAGAGGAAGAGCAAGAGCAAGCACAAACACAAGAGCAGGAGCGGUGCCAAGGCCGAGGCCGAGGAGCGGCGCCUGCGCAAGCAGUACAGCGUCGUGUGGGAGCGCGGCUCGCUCGGCAUCUCCUUCCGCGCGUACAACUCCAAGGUGAACGUGCCGUGCGUGGACUUCAUCAGCGCCAGCAGGGGCCAGGGCCGCGGCAUGGACCGCGUCUGCGUCAACGACGUACUCAUCGCCAUCAACGGCGAGAAAACCAAGGCGCUGGGCGUCGAGAAAGUGCUAAGGUGGCUGCACGUCAUCGAGAAGCCCGUGGUGCUGCGCUUCCACGCGUCCUCGAACCGCAUCUUGAACCCCGCGGGCGGGCUGCUGCCCCAGCUCGCGGACGACGAGGAGCGGCCGAGGAGACCCACGAUGUCCUCGGGGGCGCAGCCGGAGUACGAGCCCGCGCCGCGCCCGCCGCGUCGCAACAACAGCGUGGACCAGCCCGCGUCGCAGCAGAGGAUGACCGACAGACGCUACUCGGACGACAGGGAGUACGAGCUGGAGCCGACGAGCAUGCGCAGCGAAGGACGACGAUACUCGCGGGACAGCGCCACGCACUUCGAGCAGCAGCCGAUCGAGGAGUACGAGCCGCAGUUCCAGCUCACUGCCUCCAAGGUCGAAGUGAAGGAGCGACGCUACUCGACCAACUCGGCAAGCGCCUUUGCUACGCGCGGCGACGACGGCGUGGAUGGAGACUUCCGCCGCGAGCACAUGGACGACGAGCAGCCUCAGUUCGACCUGCGGAUCGACGCGCACAGCAUCCCGCACCGCCGGCAGCAGCAGCAGCAGUCGCAUGAAGAGCCCAGCCGCUACAGCCAGCAGCCGUCCUCGCGAUCCCGCUCUGGUUCUACCGCGCGUGACGACGUUCGACGCCAGCAGCAGCAGCAUGCUCAGCAGGAAAGCAAACCCGCUCCUCCGCCCCCGGUUACGAUGCCCGCCGCAGUAGCUCGGCCACGCUUGACUUCUCACGAUAGCCAAGUCAGCAGCUCGUCGCACAUGAGCUUCGAGGAGGCAGCCGACGUUGUCGCGCGCGCUACGGGAAAGCCCAUGGAGGAGUGCGAGUUCGGCGGCGUGCCGCUGCUCAAUAUCAAGGAAGGAACGGUGCAAGCCAAGCUCAUGUUCAUCUACGCCAAGGCGUGUCUGGCCAAGGAGGGCACUUCGGACGACGAGCCUGCAUCGAAGGACCCCCAGCUACCCCGGACGCCCGGCAACCCGCUGGGACGGAAGACCCACUCGAAGUACCUGUCGUACACCAUCUUGCAGGACGAUACCGUGACAUCGAACCACGCUUCGGCCCAAAAGGACGGAGAUAUGGUGGAGCUCGAAAAGGAGCACAAGGUCGACAAUGGCGUGGAAUUUAAGAAGAGCGGCGUGUUUGGCCACAACCUGGACGAGAGUUUUGCGAAGAUGCAGAAGGACAUUUCGAUCCCGACGCCUGCUGUGACCCCGCCACUUUCCUCGGUCGGGCCGUCUUCCUCGGUUAGCAGUGACGCUGCUCCGAGUGUGACGGCCCCCUCGGUGUCUGCGGCUCCGGCUGACGACUUCAUUUCGCUGAAGGACUUUGUCGUGAAGGGUGAUGGCAGUCUCACGGAGCAACACACCACUCGGAGUGUGAACAGCACCGCAACACCGGUUCAUUCAACGGAUGACGGUGAGGCAGACAAGACGGAGGAGCACCAAGAGAAGCAGCCCGAGCCUAUUGCUACUGAGACGGUUGACGUUGCUAUUGCUGAGGUGAGCAGUGGCGCGGUUAUGGAAGAGGUCAAGACCGCGGAACCGGAGGUGGUUGAUGAUGAAUCUCAGGACGAAGUGGGGCCAAUUUCGGGCGAGGACAAGCAAGAGGAGGAGCUCCCGAAGGUGCUUGAAUUGGUCAAGGAAAACGUGGAGCAGCUUGAUCACGCAAAUGCGAACGAGAAUGAUAAGGAGCCAGAGCAGCACGAUGACGACGAUGCUGCUAGCGUCGACAGUUCGAAUGAGCGCGACCUAGCAGCGAGCGUGGCAUCCCUCGACGACCUUCUUGACCUCCCACUCAAGGACGGCGCUCACGAUGACGUAGAGCAUGAAGAAUUUGUCGACGAUGACGAGGAGGAGGAUGACGAUGACAAGAAGCACGCGAACGAAAAGGAGUCUAUGAACACGUCGUUGGGCUUGAAACUGGACCAGGUGCAAGAAGAGGAGGCUGACGAGACGGAAAACCACGAGGAGCACAAGGAACACGACGAAUCUGAGGUCCAUGACAAGGAAGAAGCGCACGAGGAGCACGAUCAGGAUGAAGAAGAGUACGAGGAUGGAGCGCUGAGCAACCCUCUGGUGAACGAGCUUUUCCGGAAUAUCCCGGAUGUGCGCGAGGUCAUCAAGGACAAGCCCGCCCUCGUGGUUCUUGUCAAGAAGAGCAUGAUCGAUGAGAUCCAGGAGAUCCUCCAGAGUCUGCAGAUGGAGCUGCAGUUUGAGCGUCACUCUACCAUGGCGGUCGGCUCUACGGCUGUCCCGCUGGGUGACUCUCAGAUUGGGCGUAACACGGAGGGCCAGCACUGUUACAGAUGUGGUGCCACCGGUGAGCUCGCCGAGCUGGACGUUGCUGGGGAACCGCGCGAACUGUACUGCCAAGAGUGCUGGGAGAUGUUCUUCUUCAGUGAGGACCGCCGGUCGCCCGUGACCCGAACCAGCAAGACCCUUGCUCCGUCCGAGGCGGGCCGCCUCACGGCGGACGAAGACGCGUUGGACGAAGCGCUCAAGUACAGUUUCCACGACAGCUCCAUCACUCGCGAGGACAUGAUCCACCCGUGGCGGUACCGAAUGGGCAGCGACUCCAUGUCGUCAUCCAUCCGGGACUCGAGCGACUCAAGUAUCACUGACCGCACGGACGAGGUCUGGCUGUAG